UCACUUCUCGCGCUGUAGAGCUGUCUGUGUAAGAGUCUCGCGCAGACCUCUCAGUCUUCUUGUCCUGUUUAUUUCAGAACUUCUCUCUUAUUUACGCUAUUUUUUUAAUUUUAUUUCUUUUUUGUUCAAGCCCUGUUGUCCCUCUCAGGCACCAUUGAGCCUCCGGAGCAGCCGAGAAUGCCGAACAUCAAGAUUUUCAGUGGCAGCUCGCAUCCAGAUUUAUCGCAGAAGAUUGCUGAUCGGUUGGGUUUGGAGCUGGGAAAGGUGGUGACGAAAAAAUUUAGCAACCAGGAGACAUGUGUAGAGAUCGGGGAGAGUGUGCGUGGAGAAGACGUCUACAUCAUCCAGAGUGGGUGUGGUGAGAUAAAUGACAAUUUGAUGGAGUUGUUAAUCAUGAUAAACGCGUGUAAAAUAGCCUCAGCGUCCCGAGUGACCGCCGUCAUCCCCUGCUUCCCCUACGCCCGCCAGGACAAGAAGGAUAAGGUGGGGAGUCGUGCCCCGAUCUCUGCUAAGCUGGUGGCAAAUAUGCUCUCUGUAGCAGGCGCUGAUCACAUUAUAACCAUGGACCUACACGCAUCCCAAAUACAGGGCUUUUUCGACAUCCCUGUAGAUAAUCUGUACGCUGAGCCGGCCGUUCUCAAGUGGAUCAAAGAAAAUAUAAACGAAUGGAAAAACUGCACCAUCGUUUCUCCAGACGCUGGUGGAGCUAAGAGGGUGACCUCCAUUGCAGAUCGCCUGAAUGUGGACUUUGCCCUGAUCCAUAAGGAGAGGAAGAAGGCGAAUGAGGUGGAUCGCAUGGUUCUGGUCGGGGAUGUUAAAGACAGAGUCGCCAUCUUAGUGGACGACAUGGCGGACACCUGCGGGACAAUCUGCCACGCUGCGGAGAAAUUAGUCUCUGCCGGUUCGACUAAAGUCUACGCCAUUCUGACCCACGGGAUCUUCUCUGGACCUGCCAUCUCUCGCAUCAACAAUGCCAGCUUCGAGGCUGUGGUAGUGACCAACACUAUUCCCCAAGAGGACAAGAUCAAACAGUGUGACAAGAUCCAGGUGAUUGACAUCUCCAUGAUUUUGGCUGAAGCCAUCAGACGAACCCACAAUGGAGAGUCGGUGUCCUACCUGUUCAGCCACGUACCUUUAUAACACACACGCACACACACACACACACACUCAUACAUACACUUCCUUAUCAAUAUUUAAAUAUUAAACCAAUAUAUUAGCCUAAGACAUGAUAAAUGUCCAUCACACUCUCAUAUGAUUGUAAACGUGUCCCUCAUCCUCUCGAGUAGACGUGUCCGGCUUUAUUAAAUAGCUUACAGUGUUUUAUUUUUUUCCUCUGGUAAACACAACUCUGGCUUUGCUCCAAAAUAUCAACCGUACAAAUAUCUAACGCUGCCUGAAAACGCUCCCUCGCUAGGCAGCAUCAUUCUGAAUAGAACACAGUAUUCGACAGUAUUGCGUAUUCAUACCUGUGCUGUCUGUUCGGUAAAAAUGACGGACGUUACAGACGUGCUAUUCAUCAGGACCUUCUUCACUUCCUGUACAUAGUUCCAGUCUUUCCCACACAGAUGUCUUUACCUGUCCACAUCUAUAAACAUUUUUCCUAAGAAAAAAAAAGAAAAAAAAAAGUAUCAUCAGCAUGAUUUCCUGUUUUGCACUCUUUAGGAGGUGGAGCCCCCAGUGGGCGGAGUUAUACCACAACCCAGAUUCUAGUAUAGACACAAACUACUACUGUUGUGUGGAUUUUUGUGUUGCUAAUGUCUUUACUUGAGCGAUCACAGCUCGAAUAUUCGAGUGCAGCGUCCAUCUCUGAAGAACUGGAUCAGAACUCGUGGACUCGGGACUCGUGAGCAUCGGUAGUGCAGAAGUAAAGCAUUCAAGCGUCUCCUUCUUCUUAAAUGUAAUGGCAGCUUGUUUGUUUUUUCCCCCUCUCUCGUUGUGGCUACUGAAGAUUCAGGGUUUUUUGUUUUUUUUUAAGUGUGCACAAGAGAGACGAGUGCAGGGUCUGCAGGUUUCGUAUGAAUGUUUUUUGUUUUAUGUGUUUUAUGUUUACAUACUGCACCAAAGCAUAUCAAGUGCCUUUUAAAUUGCUGAUUACACACACACACACACACACACACACACACUUGCAUGCUUCGUUCUCCAGUUGUGAACGUAGAUGUCUUCCUUCCUUCCACACACUCUUGUUUUAACGCUGUGGGCGGAGCUUCAGUUAGUCAUGCUCCUUCCUCCACCAAUCAGAUGUCAGCAUGUGACUUUAUCUGAAUGCAGUACAACAAUAAAUCAUCUCAAAUUC
This is a messenger RNA of Hemibagrus wyckioides, 2293 nucleotides long. It is a transcript of the gene prps1a, whose product is annotated as phosphoribosyl pyrophosphate synthetase 1A. The record is from RefSeq and is a predicted model, not a curated record. Gene Ontology annotation, biological process: 5-phosphoribose 1-diphosphate biosynthetic process; purine nucleotide biosynthetic process; ribonucleoside monophosphate biosynthetic process. Gene Ontology annotation, cellular component: cytoplasm; ribose phosphate diphosphokinase complex. NCBI's taxonomy places the organism in Eukaryota, Metazoa, Chordata, Actinopteri, Siluriformes, Bagridae. The transcript has 7 exons. The coding region runs from base 178 to 1140 and encodes 320 amino acids. Gene Ontology annotation, molecular function: ribose phosphate diphosphokinase activity; ATP binding; magnesium ion binding.